GACCAUGCAGAAUGUCUGUGCAUCUGAUGAUCAGGUCCAACAUGGGGAUGCGUAUUUGAAAAACUCAUCUUGCAUCAUUUUUAACCUUUUUCUCCUGCCGCGCGGAGAGAGAUGGAUCCGUCCAGGAGGAGCGAGAGUGACUGGCAGGGGCUGGUCAACGAGGUGAAACUGUAAAAGACGCGGAGAGGAGACGAGCGUGAAAAUAAUACCUUAACUCAGCUGGUGGUGUGCACCACCAAACUAUCACAUUAGCAGCAAAUCGGUGCCUAAAUUCUGUGUGUCUGGAGCAGUUAUUGGAACUCAGUUAAAUCAGAUGUGGUUUAGAUUAAACCGAGUGAACAGGAUUAGCUUUGGUUUCUCUCAGCAUGUAGAAGAGGAAUUCCUAGUUUGUAAGCGGAAGUUAGAGAGUAAGAAAGAAGCUCUCCUGAUUCUGUCUAAAGAGCUGGACACCUGCCAGCAGGAGAGGGAUCAGUACAAACUGAUGGCCAACCAGCUCCGUGAGCGACACCAAGGACUCAAGAAGAAGUACAGUGAACUCAUUGAUGGAGAUCCCUCUCUGCCUCCUGAGAAGAGGAACCAAGUGAAUUUAGCCCAGCUACUGAGAGACUCCAGAGAAAGAACCAGUCAACUUUCUGAGGAGGUGAAGGAGCUGAAACAACGACUGGUGGAAGCCCAAGGUGAUAACAAGCUUCUACGAAUGACCAUCACCAAACAGAGGCUGGGAGACGAGGAGGUUGGCGCUCGGCACUUUCCUGCUCAUGAACGAGAGGAUCUGGUCAGACAGUUAGAAAGAGCUAGGGAACAGAACGAGGUUCUGGAGCACAGCGUGAAGUCGCUCACAGACGAGCUUCAGGACGUACGAGCAGAGCGUGACGUGUUUCAGCAGAAGGCUCAUCGUCUCAAUGUGGAAAUGAACCACAUCGUGGGCAACGAUGACAUGCGGAUUUUAGACAUAGAUGCACUCUGCAUGGAAAACAGGUAUUUGCAUGAACGGUUCAGUCAACUUCAAGAAGAAGUCAACUUGCUCAAAACAAAUCUGAUGAAGUACAAGAGUGCCCUGGACUGUAGGAAAAACUCUAAAAUCUGUGGGAAAGCCAACAGUAGUGCACUGACUGGGGUGCUCUCUGCUAAACAAGUAAAGGAGUUGUUACUGUCUGAGGACAACGGUUGCACUUUGCCGGUGACGCCUCAAUCCAUCUCAGACCUCAAGUCUCUGGCCACGGCAUUACUGGAAACGAUCCACGAGAAGAACAUGGUGAUUCAGCACCAACGCCAAAUCAACAAGAUUCUUGGAAAUCGAGUAGCAGAGCUGGAGAAGAAACUAAAAACAUUAGAAAUGUCUGGAUUAUGGAGCCUGCCAGGAGGAAAAGACACCAUCAUCCUGAAUCCUCAGCAGGCUGAGUCAGCAGAGUCUCCUGGUCAGGAAGGUGAUGAAGGGUCAGAAGAGAAAGCUGUUGAUCAGCAGAGCUCCACAGAAGUCCAAAACCAAGAGAGUGGAAAACCAGCGCAAGAUGUACUCCAAGAUGAGGAACAGCCGCCAUCCAGCGAGGAGACGUGCCAGCAGCGCCCCUCAUACCAGUCAGCUGAGGAAGAGCCAGAAACACCAGCGAGUGACGAGUGUGAUGGCAGCGGUCACCCGCAGAUCACAAUUGAUUUAACAGCUUUAACGAGUCACCUGUCAGGAGAGGAGGAGUGUCGGAGUGGUUCCCCUCCCACAGUGACAGAUGUGAGCACACACCACUUGCGGCAAACUUUAGAGAACCCUGACCCCACAGGAGGAGGAGAGGCAGAGUUCGAUGAAUGCACUGAAGGGGUCGAAACUGUUGAAACUAAGUGUAUUCUAACAGAGGAAACCAUCAAUAAUGUUAUAUCCACUGCGGCCGCCGCGAGCUCGGCCGGAGAGCAGGAGGACAUCCAGUCAAACCAUGGGGAGACAAAGCUUUCAGAUGAGACAGACGUUUGUGUUACUCAGGAUAUAGGGUAGAAAAUAUAAGGAUGAAUGAUGCAUUUAUAACACGAUGCUACUUUAUUCACCUUUAUGAAUAAUGACACUAUUGAGCUGUUAUGAUUGACAGAUGCUGUAUUGUAAUAACCACUACAUUUUGAUUGAUUUUUAUUUUGAUAAUGGAGGCCUACAUCUGUUACUUAGCAUCAGUUAUUGGGACGCUACAUGGAGGGCUUCCUCAUUAAUAUACACCUGUCAACUGUCAGUAGCUGAUUAUCUAACUUGUGCUUUCGUUUGAUCCAUUGAGAGUGUUACUGUCGUCCCACCUUUUAAACUGAUAAAUUACAUUACGUGGCCCAAAUUUUGUGCAUUUUGUGCAUUAGUUAGUCUGGGCAAGAUGACCUGUCAGUGUUCCAAUAUAUCCAAAAGGCUGAAGUCAAAACUCUGUGCAGGUCGGUCAAGUUCUUCAACACCAACAUGGGAAAACCAUUUCUCGCUUUGCAACAUUGUCAUGUUGAAACAGAAAUAGAGGUUAUGCCCAAACUGUCUGCAAAAAAGUUGGAAGCGAUACAUUGUCUGUUUAUCAGAGGUGGAGAGGAGGGCUGUAACUAACCGCUGUUUUCAUUGUCUAUUAAUCUGUCCAUAAUUUUAUCAAUACAUGGAUUAGUUGUUUGUUCACUGUUAUAGGAGUAAAGAAACCAGAAAAUAUUCACAUUUAAGAAGCUGGAAUCAGAGAAGUUUUACUUCUUAAAAAUGAUUGAUACCCAUUAAUCCAUUAUCAAAAUAGUUGGUAGUAAUUAAUCGAUUAAUCGUUGCAGCUCUAGUGGAGAGGGAAGAAAUUGUGAUUUUAUGGUGAUAAAAUCUGACUGAGACAGGAUUUGAACUCACCAGUGAAGGUAAUUUACACAUUUCUGCUGCAAGACACUGAUUCAGUUUUUGUUUCACAUAGAAAUGAGCUCAAAAUGAAGUGGGACAGCGUGCAGUUGCUGUCAGUUGACCAUAAAAUCAAGAAUGUGGUGUAGCUUAGAAAUGAAUUGUCAGAAACUCCUCUAUCUUUCUACCUCUGUCCACGUGUCAGUAUUAACUGAAGGAUUCCAAUAUUUUAUUGAUCACUACAUCGAUAAUAGACAUCCAACUGCUACUUUAUUUUGUUUCUUCAAACCUAAUACAAAUAUUACCAAACAGUUUUAUUUCUAUUAUUGUCUUUUUGAUUUACUAUAUUGUGGGAUGUUUACUCCCCCUGCUUUUGUGCUAGCAGGUUCUGUCUAGAAGCUACAGUCAUUCUGUUUUAAAACUAAAUGUCCUUACACAAAUUAUUUUUAAUCAUGCAUACUCAAUAUUAUCAAGGCUGUAUAAAAUGCUGCAUGACAAUUAAAGAUAAUUGCAUUGUAUUUUAUUAUCCAUGCUUUUAGUUUACAAUAAUUUGUCAGUUGGCAUUGAAACAUUGACAGAACUUAUUCGUCUGAAACACAACAAAGCCACAGCAUCUAGAUUACCAGCACCGAUGUCUUGAUUAUGUUUUUGUGGUGAAAAAUAUUAACUCACCAGAUAGAAAUGACAUAGGAUAUGUAUGUAUAUGUAUGUAUGUAUUGAAAUGUGCAAAAUGGAUUUAUUUCUGCAAAAUCAUUUAUCUACUGUAUUUUAACAUUCAUUUUAAAUAUAGAAUCCAAAAUGAGAUGAACCAUUUGAUACUGUAUAUUGUGACAUGCUGCCCUGGAUGUAAAGAUUUAAACUGUAUGUAAUGCAGGCUAACAUGUUCUCAAAUGACAAUGUUAAUAUGCUGAUGCAUGCAGGUGUAACGUUUACCUUGUUCACCAUCUUUGUUUGGCACGUUAGCAUGCUACCAUUUAUGCUACCUAAAUACAAAGUAGCCUACAGCUCAGUAAGAUGCAAUUUCGUUGCAAGUAUAUGGUCAUAAAACUAAGUAUUGGACAAAUUGAAAAUUUGACUUGAUGGUGCUAUAGGAAAAGUUAGAGGAUCACCAAAGUCUGUGGAAUAAAUAUUCUAGGAACAGU
Molecule: messenger RNA, 3960 nt
Organism: Micropterus dolomieu (smallmouth bass)
Lineage: Eukaryota; Metazoa; Chordata; Actinopteri; Centrarchiformes; Centrarchidae
Product: coiled-coil domain-containing protein 149-like
Exons: 12
Coding region: 314-1984 (556 amino acids)
Source: RefSeq, a predicted model, not a curated record